Molecule: messenger RNA, 4391 nt
Organism: Mus musculus (house mouse)
Lineage: Eukaryota; Metazoa; Chordata; Mammalia; Rodentia; Muridae
Gene: Zfp395
Product: zinc finger protein 395
Exons: 10
Coding region: 265-1791 (508 amino acids)
Biological process (GO): positive regulation of transcription by RNA polymerase II
Cellular component (GO): nucleus; cytoplasm; cytosol
Molecular function (GO): RNA polymerase II cis-regulatory region sequence-specific DNA binding; cis-regulatory region sequence-specific DNA binding; DNA binding
Source: RefSeq, a predicted model, not a curated record
CUGGCUCGCGGGCGGACUGGCUGCGAGCGGCUCGGCGCGCUCCCUUCCCGGGCGGGGGAAUCCGGGCCGGGUUGUGGCCGCGGCCGCGUACGUGAGCGCAGUGUCCCGGAGAGGGAGGGCAGGCCGGCCAGGUGGGCGCGAAGGCGGCGGCGCGGGAGGCGGCGCAGUGCAGGGGCCGCGCCGGUGGCGGGCAGGGCCGCGGCCGCUGCAGGGAGCCGAGCUGUCUGGGUCAGUGGCCGGCCGAGGCGGAGCAGAGUAUCCAGCAUGCUGUCCCGACGCCUUGGUAAGCGCUCCCUCUUGGGAGCCCGGGUGUUGGGACCUAGUGCCGCUGAAGUACCAUCAGGGGCCACCCUGCCUCUGGAGCCACAGAUAGAAGUGCCGGAAGGAGCCAUGUCCCUGUCCCCACUCACCUCUAAGGACCCUGUGUGCCAGGAGCAGCCCAAGGAGCUCCUCAAAGCUCUGGGAACCUCAGGCCACCCACAGGUGGCCUUUCAGCCUGGACAGAAGGUCUGUGUGUGGUAUGGAGGUCAGGAGUGCAAGGGCCUGGUGGAGCAGCACAGCUGGGCCGAGGACAAGGUGACCGUCCGGCUGCUGGACCAGAAGUUACAGAUUCGCUGUAAAGUGGAAGAGGUGUGGCUGGCGGAGCUGCAGGGUAGCGCAUCCCACGUGCCAGCCUUGGAGCCCGGAGCCCAGGUGCCAGCCUACAGACCGGUGUCUAGGAACAUCGACGUCCCGAAGAGGAAGUCGGAUGCGGUGGAGAUGGACGAGAUGAUGGCCGCCAUGGUGCUGACGUCUCUGUCUUGCAGUCCCGUUGUGCAGAGUCCUCCUGGGGCUGAGCCCAUCUUCUCUGUUUCCCGUGCAGCCUGCGGUGACCUGUGGAAGGAGAGCGGUGAUGUUUCAGACAGCGGCAGCAGCGGGCACUGGAGCGGGAGCAGUGGCAGCUCUACCCCCUCGCCGCCCCAUCCGCAGGCCAGCCCCAAGUACCUGGGGGAUGCCUUUGGGUCUCCCCAAACUGAUCAUGGCUUUGAGACUGAUCCUGACCCUUUCCUGUUAGACGAACCAGCCCCACGAAAGAGGAGGAACUCCGUGAAGGUGAUGUACAAGUGCCUGUGGCCCAGCUGUGGCAAAGUUCUCCGUUCAAUUGUGGGCAUCAAACGACACGUCAAAGCCCUCCACCUGGGGGACACUGUUGACUCUGAUCAGUUCAAGCGGGAGGAAGACUUUUACUACACAGAGAUGCAGAUGAAAGAGGAAUCUGCUCAGGCUGUGGCUGCUCCCCCUGCCCCUGGGACACCUAUGGGCGAGCCAGCGUCCACCUCCAGGGUGACCAGCCCGUCCCUUGCUGCUCUUUCAUUGCCUCCAGCCAAGGUCCAGUCAUCUGGCCCAGAACACCCUGGCCUGGAGUCUUCUCUGCCCUCAGUUGCACUCAGCAAGUCAGCUCCUGGCUCUUUCUGGCACAUUCAGGCUGACCAUGCAUAUCAGGCUCUGCCAUCCUUCCAGAUCCCUGUUUCCCCCCACAUCUAUACCAGCAUCAGCUGGGCUGCUGCCCCUACCACCACCUCCUCCCUCUCUCCGGUCCGAAGCCGCUCUCUCAGCUUCAGCGAGCCCCAGCAGCCGCCACCUACAGUGAAGUCUCACCUGAUUGUCACCUCCCCACCCCGUGCUCAGAGCAGCACCAGGAAAGCCCGUGGAGAGGCCAAGAAGUGCCGUAAGGUGUACGGCAUCGAGCACCGGGACCAGUGGUGCACAGCCUGCCGGUGGAAGAAGGCCUGCCAGCGCUUCCUGGACUGAGCCUGCCUCACUAGCCCCGCUUCUCACCCUGCCUGGCAGCCGGGAAGCCUCCAGGCCUGCAGCCAUCAGCAGAACACAGGGAGAUGAUGUGGCGUGGAUGUGGGCAGCUGGGGCUCCAUUGGCUAAGAUAGAACACUUAAAAACACUUUUCUCCCCCUUGUUGGGAGUGCUUUAUUUUUUAAAAGCAAACCUAAAUGAAACUAUUUUUCCCCUUAAAAUAGGAGAGAGCCAAAAUUGACCAAGGGUAUUCUGCAGCGAACCGGAGACCAAAGAGUUACCCCUACCCCUACCCCAUUCCACCCUCUCUGGGACUACAUAUGCAUCAAGAGUAGGACAGGAUGCUGCCUUGCCUGGUUUUGUUCUGAGCUGGUGAAUCCUUUGCUCUUUCAGCUAUUCUAGAGUGGCCUGUGAGCAAAUGAACUUCUCUCUCUCUCUCUCUCUCUCUCUCUUUCUUUCUCUCUCUCUCUCCCUUCCUUCCUUCCUUCCUUCCUUCCCCCCUCUUUCUCUCUCUCCCUCCCUCCCUCCCUCUCCCUCUCCCCCCCCUCUUUCUCUCUCUCUCUUUCUUUCUUUCUUUCUUUCUUUCUUUCUUUCUUUCUUUCUUUCUUUCUUUCUUUCUUUCUUUUCUUUCAAAAAAAAAAAAGAAGAACUUUCUGGCAGGUAGAUGGCCACCCAGGGAAUGUGGCAGGACCCUAAGAAGAGCAGGCAGCUGUGCUUGUUGAGAUAUGAGGACAGAAAAGGGACACCCUUUUAUGGUGUCAACUUUUGGAUCUGGGUUUCCCCCAGAUGUUGGGUUGCAUGCCAAUAAACAUGUGGCUUCUUCUCAAAGCCUGUCUUCAAAAAAGCUGAGGCAAAAUGCUAAUAUUAAUUCAGCCUGGCCUCGAAACACUGUCCUGAGCACCCGUCAACUCUGAGAGGAAGUGUGGAGAGUCUCCAUCCAACUCUGCUCCUACUGAGUAAAGUCCCCUUCCCUCCAGAGUGUCACAGAGACACUAGAAUGUCAGGUGCUCUUGUCUGAUGUAGAAGUCUUUGAUGAGGAAGCCUUCUUUCCCUUGGGGUCUCUGGAAGAUCCUAGCAGACUUUGCCUGUGGGCCUGCUCAGCAUGACUUCCAGGACCCCACUGUUCUGGACUGACAUCCCAGGUGUCACAGGCUCAGGGAGUGGCACCAGGUCACCUCUCCAGGGACUGAGCAUCAUUGGCUCAUUGUCAUGGGGAGCUCCCUCCUGACCACGGAGGCUCCACUGGUGGUGCCACAUGGGAAACAUCUACUUCUCAGUCUAAGGCACACUAAGUACUAGUAGCAAGCCUGUGAGCCUAGGAGACUGUGUGUGUGAGGUAAAGGGUGUAGUGGUGGCCUGGGCUGCUGAUGGAGGGGAAGCACCAGUAUCUAGGUGUCUUUGGUAGGGGUGUAUUUUUAUUACACAGAGUUUUUGAACAUAUAGGGACCCCACCAAGAGGCUCUCCUCUCCCCUUCUUAAUCCCAGUAUAGACUGAGUGUCCACUUCAGCAAAGGUGUUUUCAUCCCAGCCUUGGUUUGGAGCUUGCAGACGUAACUGAAUAUAAUUUCCUCCAUUUGCAGCAUGGUUCCCAUGCCAUUGGCGCACCAGACAGAAAAGGGAGAGAGAAAAGACAGGAACUGAUGAGAUAGUUUGAAAGCUGAAGGAGUUCUGAGUUUGUUUAGUUCUUUAUUCCAUCUCUGUGCGGCCUCCCGAGCCUACGUUCGUUCCCUCCUCCCUUAUGGUGUUGGCCUCCUGCCUGCUGUCAUGUGUCCCCCCUUUUGCUCCCCCUCCCCAUCCUGAUGCUUUCAUGUUGGUUCCUGACACAUGGUCUGGCUUUGGGUUUGAAGGGCAAGGGUGGCUGUGAACCACCCCCACCCAGCCGUCAGGCCCGCUUCGUCGUCAUCUCUAUCUCCCUGCUCCCUGGCCCUGAGGGUUUGGAAUCUGACCGGGUGAAGGCACCACCGGCGAGCUUUUGAAAGCAACAGGGCCUAGCCUGCAAACAGUUAUCUUGGGAAACUGUCCAGCCACGUUUCCAUUACUCGGAGCUCUCGGUUACCUUCAGACAUGGUGCCGUGUUGGGAGCAACCUCAGUGGGUUUGCACUACACUCACUCCGUGCUGCAAGUCCAGGGAUACUGUCUGUGGCCACUGAAGUCUCAGGUGCAGAUGGGUUCUCCCGGGAACCCAGGGUUGGAUCCAUAAGGCUUUAAUCUGGCCCUGAAAGCAGUGUUGCCGCUUCAGACAGUACUGCGAGCAAUGGCUGCCUUGUCGGAGUGAGUGUGUAGCUGGACACCUUAGAGGACCCUAUGAAAUUGGAUAUGGAGACUGAUUUGGUGGGAAAAAACCUGUUACUUUCCAGUCACCCCAGGUUCUGACUUUACCUGGGGCAAAAACAAACCACAAAAAGGGAGAAUCUCAUCUGUGAAUUUGUCUUAUCGGCGCUUCUCCCCAGCCCCGCCCCUGCCCCGCCCCGCCCCAGCCCCGCUGUCUUCCAAGUAUUAUUUUUACUGUUAAGAUUUUUUUUAAAUGUGAAAUGAAAUGUAAUGUUUUUACAGCAAUGAUAUGAAAUAUAUUUUAUAAGGAAUAAAAUGGUACAUUGUCUGA